Molecule: messenger RNA, 1923 nt
Organism: Canis lupus familiaris (dog)
Lineage: Eukaryota; Metazoa; Chordata; Mammalia; Carnivora; Canidae
Product: ubiquitin carboxyl-terminal hydrolase 17-like protein 17
Exons: 6
Coding region: 1-1923 (640 amino acids)
Biological process (GO): regulation of apoptotic process; protein deubiquitination
Cellular component (GO): nucleus; cytosol
Molecular function (GO): cysteine-type endopeptidase activity; cysteine-type deubiquitinase activity
Source: RefSeq, a predicted model, not a curated record
AUGGAGGCUGCCUACCUCCACCGCUCAGAGGCAUCUCAGUUCAACGACUCUCCCAAACCCCAAUCAUGCUGGUCAAAGAGAGGGUGGCCUCCCACCAAGACGCCUCUGAGUUGGAAGGAUCUUUCCCAGGUGGGAGCUGGGCUUCAGAACAUGGGGAACACUUGCUACGUGAAUGCAACCCUACAGUGUCUGACCUACACAGAGCCCCUUGCCAGCUACGUGCUGUCCCAGAAGCACGGGACAGCCUGUAGGAAGCAGACAUCCUGCACGCUGUGUACCCUGCAGGCUCACAUGACCCGGGUUCUCUGCCAUCCUGGACGUGUGCUCCGACCCCUUCCACUCCUGCUCGCCGCCUUCCACACACACAAGCAAGAAGAUGCCCAUGAGUAUCUCAUGUUCAUUCUGGAUGCAAUGCAGCAAGCAUGCUUGCCUGAAGACAAGCCCUCAGACUCUCAGCAUGCUCAGGACAGCACCCUCAUCCAGCAUAGCUUUGGGGGGUACUGGAGGUCACAAAUCCAGUGUCUCCACUGCCAAAGCAUUUCCAGCACUCUGGAACCUUACCUGGACAUCAGCCUGGACAUCGGGGCUGCUCAGAGUGUCAGCCAAGCUUUGGAGCAGUUGGUGAAGCCCGAAAUGCUUGAAGGUGAAAAUGCCUACCAUUGUAGUAAGUGUCUAGAGAAAGUGCCUGCGUCCAAGGUGUUGACUUUGCACAGUUGUGCAAAAGUCCUCAUCCUGGUCUUGAAACGAUUCUCAGACUUCACAGGCAACAAAAUGACUAAGGAGAUGCAAUAUCCUGAGUGCCUUGACAUGCAACACUCCCUGUCUGAGCAGAGGGCAGGACCCUUGGUUUAUGUGCUCUAUGCCGUGCUGGUGCAUGCUGGGUGGAGUUGCCACAGUGGACGUUAUUUCUGUUUCGUAAAGGCAGGAAAUGGCCAGUGGCAUAAAAUGGAUGAUGCUAAGGUCAGCGCCUGCGUUGUGACUUGUGCCCUGCGCCAACUUGCCUAUGUCCUCUUUUAUAUGCAGAAGACCGAUAUGGAAAGAGACCUUGUGAGUGGGUCAGUCGAGGGAGGAAUCGCAUCUCCCGAGGCAGACCCCGCAGAGGUGGGUGAGGCCUCAGGAGAGAGCACAAGGGAUCCCACUGUGAACCUUGCUGAGUCAGAGGAGCACGGGGAAGAGACCUCAAGGCAACAAACCACAUUAGACCAGGGGAGAUGCCUCCAAGAACGCAACCGACCUAAGCCUGAACUUCAUGUCAGGAGAAGAGAAAUUGCUCUUCCUGAGAAUGCAGUCAUCCUUCAGCACUCCAAAUACAGACAUGAGAUGCCCAAGAAUCAUCCUCAGCAAACCAUGGACCUGCUCCACACUGCAGCUGGGAUGAUCCCACCUCAGGUGGCCGGGGAUGUGGCCAAAGUCCCGCAUGCUACCCGAAACCCAUCCCCGAAGCAGACUGACUUGUCCCUCCAGGACGUGGGACUGAUGGCGGCGCGUCACACCCAGCUUGGGCCCAACAGACCCUUGAGAGCCCAGAAGGGCAAGAGGCCACAGACAGCAGGACUGGCCCUCAGAGUUCCCAGACCAGAGGAGGAGGAUCCCAGGGUAAAGUGCAGGGACUGUGGGGCCUUUGGACACAAGGCAUCAAGCACCAGAUGCCCCAUAAAACACUGGGGCGCAACCCUCAUUCCCGUGGCCUUGGGCUCCAGGAGGCUGAAGGAGAACGUGGAGCCGUGGAGUCAGCGGGACCAGCGGCACCAGGCUGGGCUGUUGAACCAGGCUGAGAGGGAGAAAGUAGAGAGACGAAGGCAAGAAGCCGAGCAGAGGAAGGCCCUGCUCCAGAGGUUCCCCAGGAGACCCCGAGAGGGGCAGAAGCGCACCUGGAAGGAAGGCACAGAAUCUUGUGACUAUGUGAGGGAGCUGCCACUGUGA